UUCUUGUACAAAGCUCUUACUACAACUGCCCGCCAUUUUCUAACGCGGACGAGAGACAGCCAUGAAAAGUCCCACCUCACACCACCCUCGCCGCCGGUGGGACCUCUCUAGCUCCGGCUCAGCUGGGUCCGGAACUCCCGACCGACCAAGUAUUUCCCCGACGUCUACCUACUCAUCAUCCUCUAAUUCCUCCAACACUAAGUCAAACUCCGACAAGAACCCCGUCAAGGUCGCCGCCAGGACGUUCGCCGGAGCCUUCAUCGCUUGCUUCACUCCUCCGGAGAAAGUCGAUACUAAUAAUAGUUUAGGCAGCUUUGAUGCUUCUUCCGGUUCUGGCAGUGAGACGAGACGUCGAGGCAUUUAUGCCACUUCAAACAAUUCGACGCACGCCAGAGGGUCCGGGAGAGUAAAAUUCACUGUGGAUGAAAUCUACAAGGCGACCAAGAAUUUCUCCCCCACCUUGAAAAUUGGACAGGGUGGCUUUGGGACAGUCUACAAGGGCCGACUUGAAGAUGGAAAUCUCGUCGCUAUCAAGCGUGCUAAAUCGGGUGUACAUGACAAGAAUUCUGGAGCUGAGUUUCGAAGUGAGGUACGAACCCUGGAGAAAGUGGAGCAUCUAAAUCUAGUCAAGUUUUAUGGAUAUUUGGAGCAUGAGGAGGAAAGGAUUAUUGUUGUUGAAUAUGUUCCCAAUGGAACCCUUAGAGAACAUUUAGAUUGUAUGCAAGGGAAUGUACUUGAAUUCGCUGCCCGACUUGAUGUCGCAAUAGACGUGGCUCACGCUGUUACAUAUCUGCAUAUGUACACAGAUCACCCCAUCAUCCACAGAGACAUCAAAUCCUCCAAUAUUCUCCUCACUGAAAAUCUUCGAGCUAAGGUAGCUGACUUUGGCUUUGCAAGGCUGGCAGCCGACAGUGAAGCCGGAGAAACACACGUUUCAACUCAAGUUAAAGGAACUGCUGGCUACUUGGAUCCUGAAUAUCUGAAAACCUUCCAACUUACUGAGAAAAGUGAUGUUUAUUCAUUUGGGGUGCUGCUGGUGGAGCUGGUCACAGGCAGGCGCCCCAUUGAGCCAAAACGCGAAUUAAAAGAGCGUAUAACAGCUAGAUGGGCAUUGAAGAAGUUCACUGAAGGAGAUGCUAUAUUGACUUUGGAUCCGAGACUUGAAAGAUCUGCAGCAGCUAAUUUAGCCAUAGAAAAGAUUCUUGAAUUAGCCUUGCAAUGUCUGGCUCCUAAUCGACGCAGUCGUCCUUCAAUGAGGAAGUGUGCAGAGAUACUGUGGGGUAUCCGCAAGGAUUACAGAGAACUAUUAGACUCGGAUCGCUCUUCUGAUUCUCAGAGCAGCUAUACCAUCAGAGGAGAUUGAGCAGUAUAUGCAUAAAUAUGAUUCCUGGCCACAAUUUUCGUAUAGAUCUUCCACUUUUGAUCAGAUUAAGUUGCAAUCUGUAAAUGCCAAGAAAAUUCCUUUUCAUUUCUUUUGAAAAGCCGAUAAUCACCACAAAAUCUAGGUAGCGUGGCCAAUGAAGAAAUUUUCAUCAUCCGAAAUUUGGCCAUAUUACAUGAUUUUUAUAAUGUUUUCAAUUUUUCGCUUUGUGUAAAUUCAGCUUACGGAAAAAGAAUCAACAAGUGUGUAAUUGCCCUUUAAAUUCUAGUACAUAUUGUUUUUAUC
This is a messenger RNA of Coffea eugenioides, 1666 nucleotides long. Its product is annotated as calmodulin-binding receptor-like cytoplasmic kinase 2. Gene Ontology annotation, molecular function: protein kinase activity; ATP binding. The record is from RefSeq and is a predicted model, not a curated record. Gene Ontology annotation, biological process: protein phosphorylation. NCBI's taxonomy places the organism in Eukaryota, Viridiplantae, Streptophyta, Magnoliopsida, Gentianales, Rubiaceae. The transcript is spliced from 6 exons. Bases 62 to 1363 code for a protein of 433 amino acids.